AUGCAGAUCCCAAACCGCCUCUUCAUCGUCUCCGGCGGCGCCAGCGGGCUCGGCCUUGCCACCGUCAAGCUCCUGCACAGUCAAGGCGCCUACCUCUCCAUCCUGGACAUGAACAGCGGCGCCGGCGAGGACGUCGUGAAGGAGCUGGGCGGCCAGCGGGCCCGCUUCUUCGAAACAGACGUCACCGACACGGAGAGCAUCGCGGCGGCCGUGAAGGGCAGCGUCGAGUUUGCAAAGGAAAAGACCGUGCCGCUGGGCGGUGUGCUGGCCGGCGCAGGUGUGGGAUUUCCUGGUUUGAUAAUCUCCCAAAAGAACGAGCCCCUUCCUCUCAGCUCCUUCGACUUGGUCGUCUCGAUAAACCUGCGCGGCACCGUCGACCUGAUCCGCCAAGUCCUGUCGCACCUGGCGCAAAAUGAGCCAUAUGGCCCGGACGGUGAGCGCGGUGUCAUCAUCAUGGUAUCCUCGUCCGCAGCCUUCGAUGGUCAGAUGGGUCAGGUCGCAUAUGCCGCAUCCAAGGGCGCCGUGCGCAGCAUGACACUGCCCAUGGCCCGCGACCUUUCGCGCUUCGGCAUUAGAGUUGUAACGCUUGCGCCUAGUCUGUUUGAGAGCAACAUGACCGCCAUGUUGAGUGAUAAAGUGCGCAAAAGCUUGGAGCGCGUAAUGGAGUUUCCGAGGAGACCGGGCAAGCCCGAGGAGUUUGCGAGGACGGUGAAAGACGCGAUAGAGAACAGUAUGUUGAACGGAGAGGUCAUAAGGCUGGAUGGUGCAAUGAGAAUGCCGAGUAAGCUGUAA
Diplodia corticola is the source of this 792-nucleotide messenger RNA. RefSeq names its product 3-hydroxyacyl-dehydrogenase type-2. Gene Ontology annotation, molecular function: oxidoreductase activity. The transcript is spliced from 2 exons. The coding region runs from base 1 to 792 and encodes 263 amino acids. The record is from RefSeq and is a predicted model, not a curated record. Lineage: Eukaryota; Fungi; Ascomycota; Dothideomycetes; Botryosphaeriales; Botryosphaeriaceae.